CAGACGGGGCUGGUUCCAGAGCGGUCAGUGAUCUGAUCUGAGCUGAAGCAAAGAUAAACUUUCAGCUCAUUUGAUCUUAAAGCUCAGAUCUGAAAAGAAACUAAACACCUGCGUUGUUUAGUUUUACAUACUCGUUAGUGCAGAGCUCGACGUUUGAAAAGAAACUGGUGGUUUCUGUCAAGACGAGCGGCAGGAGCUUUCAACAUGUACGGCGCUAAUUACUCAGGGUUCGGGAGCAGCAUAAAAGUGGAGGAAAAGAGGAUUGUUCUGGUUGGGAAGACCGGAGUGGGGAAGAGCGCAACGGGAAACACCAUCCUGGGGAGGGAGGCCUUCGAGUCGGACAUGUCCCCAUCUUCGCUCACGGCCGACUGUCAAAAAGCCAAGGGCGUGAUUGAUGGUCGGCCAGUGUCUGUCAUCGACACGCCGGGUCUCUUCGACACCAAUUUCACUCAGGAUGAAGUGCUGGACAAGAUCAAGAUGUGCAUCUCCCUGUCUUCUCCGGGUCCUCACGCCUUCCUGGUGGUUCUCCAGAUGGGCAGGUUCACCAAGGAGGAGAAGGACACCGUCAAGAUGAUUCAGACCACUUUUGGAGAAGCUGCAGACAGAUACACGAUGGUCCUGUUCACGCACGGAGACCACCUGAAGCAUCAGUCCAUUGAGAGCUUCAUUUCCGAGAGCGCAGACCUGAAGGCCCUCAUCUACAAGUGCCACAACAGGUACCACGUCUUCAACAAUGAGAUCAAAGACCCCAAGCAAACCUGGCAGCUGCUGGACAAGAUCGAUGAGAUGAUCAGGAGUAACGGUGGAGGCUACUACUCCAACGACAUGUUCGUUAAAGCGGAGGCGGCCAUACUGAAGGAGAAGGAGCGGAUCCUGAAGGAAAUGGAAGAAGACCGGCUGAAGGAGCUGGAGCUGCUCCGAGCCAAAUACUCGGGGAGCGCUUUCUACAGAGAGGAGAACAAGCUGACCAUGAGGUACGACUGCGAAGCUCGCAACCGAGCUGAGAAGUCCAACGCCUUCCUGGCUGCGCCAACCAUCGCCGUGGCCGCGUCCUGCGGCGCCGUCGUCGGAGGCCUGUUGGGGCUGGUUGGGGGUCCGAUAGGCGCGGCGGUCGGAGUCGCCGCCGGAGCGGCUGUCGGAGCUGCCAUUGGAGUUUUGGCGAUAAAAGUCAAUGAAGGCUGCCAUGUGCAGUAAAACGUGAAGGACAGAACGUACCAAAGCUUUUCGUCGUCAUCAGAACCCGUUCGGUGAAUUUAUGUACAUUAUGUGAUAAAUCUUAACAGC
Messenger RNA from Nematolebias whitei (Rio pearlfish), 1284 nucleotides. Its product is annotated as GTPase IMAP family member 7. Lineage: Eukaryota; Metazoa; Chordata; Actinopteri; Cyprinodontiformes; Rivulidae. Gene Ontology annotation, molecular function: GTP binding. The transcript has 2 exons. Bases 205 to 1194 code for a protein of 329 amino acids. The record is from RefSeq and is a predicted model, not a curated record.